AUGGAUGCAGCAAACAAAGAAUGGCGCAAAUAUUGGAAAAAAUCUGAAGCAACAAUCAAAAAUCAAAUUAAUCAAUAUUUGAUUGCUAGUCUAUCUAUUGUUCGAACAACUGCUUUUUUUUUACCACCCAAUUCACUUGACUUACCUAGUUCAGAAUUAUCAACUUCGAACUCAGCUGGCUCAAAAUUACUAGUUUCAGAUUCAAGUUCAUUAUUAUUAAAUAAAACACCUAUUGCUCCUAAUGCACCAGCUCAAUGCAAGUCUUUAAUGUUGAUUCAAGAAGCCGAAGUUAAAAUAACUGAAUAUGAACAUUUACUGAUAAAUACUAGUGAUAAGGAUCUUUGA
Acaulospora morrowiae is the source of this 345-nucleotide messenger RNA. The record is from the annotation of a GenBank genome assembly. NCBI's taxonomy places the organism in Eukaryota, Fungi, Glomeromycota, Glomeromycetes, Diversisporales, Acaulosporaceae.